Messenger RNA from Theileria equi strain WA, 2223 nucleotides. RefSeq lists its product as hypothetical. Lineage: Eukaryota; Apicomplexa; Aconoidasida; Piroplasmida; Theileriidae. Gene Ontology annotation, cellular component: membrane. The record is from RefSeq and is a predicted model, not a curated record. The transcript has a single exon. Gene Ontology annotation, molecular function: lipase activity. Bases 1 to 2223 code for a protein of 740 amino acids.
AUGGGUGAUUUAACUCUAGACAUUUCAAGUAUAACCAGCAAUGAGUUCCACGUGGAAAGGCUUACCGCUUACUACAUUCCAAUAUUAAAGAUAAAGCCAAACUACUCAAAGUUUAUUCAAAAGGUAGUAAAUGGAUCGACCACACUAUGGAAAUCCACCUCUGGAAAAAAGUGCGUGUAUCUCUCGCUAGUUCUGGAUAAUAAACAACCCCUCAUGUUAAAGUUGGAUGUAGUAGAAAGCAAAGAAGAUAGUACCGACCCAAAAGGAGAAGAAACACUCUCUUCUCCCAGGUCCACACACUCUACUACUCCAAUCCACUCUUUGGCCAAUAGUGCUCGUUCUAUCCAUUAUGAUGGAGCUUUAGCUCAGGAAUCCAUUUAUAUAGAUGUGAGACGUUCUAAGGUAAUAUCUGACCAUUUGUUUUUCGAGGCGUUUCAUAAAAUGGUCUCGAAACAUAUAACCUACUAUUCAGUCUCUCUCAAUAUAUCCGGGAGUAACAAUGAAACCAUGUUUUACAAUGUAAAUAGGCACUCUUAUAGUGUGUAUGUUCCGACUCCAGGGUACGCAUUAACAAAAGUAAAGGAUGGGCUAUCAACCAUUUGGAAGGGAGGGUCCGCAACCUGCACACAUGUCACUGUAUAUUUUAACGGAUUACGUCCAGUUCUAGUCGGCCUCUGGGUUAAAAAUGGCAGUUCACAAAAACCCCUCUACUUUAGAAAGAAGAGCAGAUGGAGUCAGAUAAAUGAGGACGAAUACGCACGAAAAUUAUCAUUUUAUGGCCUCAGCAGAUCAACAUUGGAAAUAUGUACCGUUGAUAUAAACAAUACCAAUGACGAAAGGCUUUGUAUAAAUAGCCUUAGCAGUCUGCAAGCCAAGGUAACGAGAUUUACUCCUCUCCCAGGAUGCGUGGUAAAGAGAGUUAUGGAUGGUAAAACCACAAUUUGGGAUUCCGUCUGCGAUGACAAAUGUGUGUACAUUUGGCUCUACUCACGUGGAGAUACCCAAUCAACGAUAUAUCUCUUGGUACACGGUCAUAGUGGUAGAAAGGUUUUAUAUUACGCUAAAAAUGUCGGAGGAAAAUGGAACUCGGUUGAUUCCUACAAGCAUAUAUCGAUUUUAACAACUCAAUCUAUUCUAACAACCUCUGCACUAAGCGGUGUGCAGUCGAUACUGGAUGCCAGAUCUAUCCACGAGACCGUAUAUGCUCAUAGCACAUUUAAGCCAAAGAUUGUAAUGGGUAGCUUUAUAAAUAGCAAGGGCCUAAGCAUUAAAACAUACGAAUGUAGAGUACAAGAGUCUAAAGGAAGAAUUGUGCUGGUGCACGGAGCCUGGGGAUACUUUGGCUCUAUAUUUCUAAGGUGGAAUGUUGAAUGGAACAACAAGCACUUUGGAUAUACCCCAAUAGAACAUUGUAACAGUUUUGAUAUGAGCACAUAUUCUCACAUUUUUAAGGAUUCUGAAAAUGCUCUAGAGGCACUUCCUCAAUGUCAAUAUGAGGGUAGCUUGGUGGAAGCGUUAAACGAUUUAGGAUACUCUGUAUAUGCCAUAGACUUGCAGUCUAUGGGUCGUUCUGAAUCUGUAACGGACACACGCUUUUACGUUGAAGAUUUUAAUGAUUUUGCACGUGACGUUGCGCAGUAUGUAGAAAUUGUAAAGGGGAAGGGAUGUAAGGAAUGCCAUUUGAUUGGGUUUUCCAUGGGUGGAAACAUCGUCUUGAGAGCUGCUAUGGAAUAUAAAAAGGCUACUGGAGAUGUAAUUACAGAUUCUGUUAUAUGUAUAGGUGGAAUGUACAAUAUUGAGUCCCAAUUGGAUACGAUGAUAAAGAGACUCGGUAUACGUUUAUCCCACGGGGCACGGUAUCUAGUGCCUAAAAUGGUAAACAUGUUCGAGGAUUACAAGUGUUUUGGUAAAAGUAAUGACUCUUUUAUGUGGUAUAAUGACCCAUUCACUUAUGACAGGAAUUUGGCAGUAAGGACUGUCUUUGAAUUGUUCAAGGCCGCCAGGGAGCUGGACUUGCAACAAUACCCAGAUGUACUACCUACACUGUUUAUUCAUUCCAUAGGAGAUCCCAUGUGUAGCAUACAAGGCGCUAGGAACGUUAGCAAGCAGCUGGAGGGGAAUGCCAAACUGGUGGAACUUGAGGGUGACUGCCAUAAUAUUGUAGCCUCUCAUUUUGUAUCAAAUCUCACGCCAAUUUUGCGUGAUUGGCUUAUGCACAAGUGA